AUGGAUUUUGAGCAACGGCGGAAGAUAAAGCAGCAGGGAAGAAUAUAUAGACCAGCGUAUGCCAAGUUGUUGCUAUCAGUAAGGUCUCUAACUGUAUGCUUGUCUUUCUUCAUAUUUCUUUUGUUCAUUUCCUCAGAUCGUUUACCUAUACGUAAGGACGGGUCGUUUCGUCCGGUUCUGAGGACAUCCACUCUAUCACUCUUCCCUGUUUUUCUAACUGGUGGUGAUGGUGAUGAUACUAUUAAAUCCCAGUAUCGAACUUUUGUAGUUGAAGGCAGGGUGUUGCUGCCUGACCACAUACUGCUAAUCGUGUCCAAUAAAUCAAUUCGCUCGACCGAUAAUUUAGAUUGUGUUUACUAUGACAAUAUGCUUGAACGAGUUAUGUUAAAGCCUGUUAUAUCUGUUGAUGAAUAUCAUCAUCAGUUUAAGUCCAUUGUGAGGUGCCACCUUCCGCCUCUAAAUUUUUCUGCUUCAGUUAAUUUGCGAGGGGGAGGGCAGCUUGGCAAUGCUGUGGUGGAAAGACGUGACUGGUUGUUGCGGCUUAAUCAGAGUGUGGUUCCUUCCUGGGACAGGGUGGUUUAUGAGGCAGUUUUGGAUUGGAAUGCUCACGCUUACACUAGUAAUGUGGUUGUGUUUGCUAAAGGAUUGAAUCUUCGGCCACACAGAGAGGCCGAUGCAACCCAAUUCAGGUGCCACUUCAGUUUGACUAAUUUUGAUCAAGGAUUGUUCGUAUUCACUACAAAAGCAAUUGCAGCUGCACAAGAAGCUGUUCGGUGUUUGUUGCCUCGUAGUAUUCUACACAAUCCAGAUAAGGCUCGGGACAUCCAAGUCACCGUUGGCCGUGUUGACGAAGGCGCAGAUGAUGCUCCUCUGCCUUCUGUCGCUAAAGUUCAAGUUAUCAACUCCCAUCAGGGCAAGAGUAGCACGGGGAAGCACGAGCUUUGUGCUUGCACCAUGCUGUGGAACCAAGCCUCUUUCCUACGGGAGUGGAUUAUCCAUCACGCGUGGCUUGGGAUCGAGCGGUGGUUCAUCUAUGAUAACUAUAGCAAUGAUGAGCUUCAAGAGGUCAUUGAUGAGCUUAAUUUGCACAACUACAAUAUCACUAAGCAUGCUUGGCCGUGGGUUAAAACACAAGAGGCAGGCUUUUCACACUGUGCUUUGAGAGCAAAACAUGAAUGCAAGUGGGUCGGAUUCUUUGAUGUUGAUGAGUUUUUCUACUUCCCGCAUGAUCGGGGACAAAAUAUGCCUGGACCAAAUUCACUACGAGCCCUGGUUAUGAAAUACACAGAUUCACCAACAAUUGCAGAGAUAAGAACAGUUUGCCACAGCUACGGGCCGUCUGGAUUGACGUCGCCUCCAUCGCAGGGUGUAACUGUAGGUUAUACUUGUCGGCUUGAGGCUCCGGAGAGACACAAAUCUCUUGUGCGCCCAGAGCUCCUUCAUACAACUCUUCUUAAUGCGGUGCAUCAUUUUAGACUACGGGAUGGAUACAAAUACCUGAAUUUGCCAGAAAGCAAGGCUGUAGUGAACCACUACAAAUACCAAGUGUGGGAUUCCUUUAAAACCAAGUUCUUUAGAAGAGUUUCGACCUAUGUCACUAACUGGCAAGAGGACCAAAAUCAGGGAUCAAAGGACAGAGCACCAGGGCUAGGGACUGUGGCCAUUGAACCUCCCAAUUGGCGGCUUCGGUUCUGCGAGGUUUGGGACACUGGCCUGAAGGAUUUCGUUAUGGCCAAUUUUGCAGAUUCUGCGUCUGGGCUCCUUCCCUGGGAGAGGUCCCUCGUGUGA
Dovyalis caffra is the source of this 1788-nucleotide messenger RNA. The record is from the annotation of a GenBank genome assembly. NCBI's taxonomy places the organism in Eukaryota, Viridiplantae, Streptophyta, Magnoliopsida, Malpighiales, Salicaceae.